AUGGCACGACACGGCCGACGGAGACACACCGUUGCGUGCGUCGUCUUUCUUCUGUCGCUGGCAGCAGUCGCUGCUAUUUGCCGACUGGAUGUUGGGCUGGCAUUUGAGUCGUUGGACGUCUCUUACCGUGGACCCACGGCGGGCCCCCGCAACGUUGAUUCUGUUCUCGAUGAUGAAUCUCUCAGGUACAUUCCACCCACUGUUGUCCGUGCGUGGGAGGCGAGCGACUUCCUCAUUGCGCUCGGCAUCCCAUCUGUGGACAUGAAUGCGCGGCGGAGGCGCCGCGACCUCCAGCGUUCAACGCUCUGGACGUUCCCUGGAGUGGCGACGAGAGCAAACAACUUCAGCGGUGCGAUGCUGGUGCUGUACGUCUUUGGGCGGCACCCGUCGCACAACUUCACGUACUCUUUGGCGCUGCAGCAGGAGGCGGCGGAGUGGCACGAUGUGAUUGCGCUGCCGAUGAAUGAGGGGCGCCCAUCGACCAACAAGACGAUUGGUGGUGGAAAGUGGGGCAAUGAGGCUGAGAUCGGGCUGAGCCGCAAGGUGUUCCGGUGGUUCGACAUGGC
Messenger RNA from Trypanosoma grayi, 566 nucleotides. RefSeq names its product UDP-Gal or UDP-GlcNAc-dependent glycosyltransferase. Lineage: Eukaryota; Euglenozoa; Kinetoplastea; Trypanosomatida; Trypanosomatidae. The annotation marks the transcript as partial. The transcript has a single exon. The record is from RefSeq and is a predicted model, not a curated record.